Molecule: messenger RNA, 405 nt
Organism: Penicillium diatomitis
Lineage: Eukaryota; Fungi; Ascomycota; Eurotiomycetes; Eurotiales; Aspergillaceae
Exons: 3
Coding region: 1-405 (134 amino acids)
Source: RefSeq, a predicted model, not a curated record
AUGAAGGAUAUCAGUUGGAAAAAUGUCCCUGGCGAAUCCCUUACACAGGAAUACUUUCGGAGUCUAGAUUUCCCUGAGCGUGACGAUGUCCGCGCUCACGGUGCCGCAAAUGUCGAGGAUCUCAAGGAUGAUCUACAAUUAGACCACUGGCAAUAUGUUUCCGUAUGGCAUAACCGAUCCCAGACGAUGACUUCGAAUGUUCAUAGAGGCUUUACGUCGCUUAACGACUCGCGAAGUUUCGGCAAUUCGAUUAUUGGACAUAGAUUGAUUCCUCGGGGAGGCGGAGAGAUGGGAAUAUUGAUAUUGAUACCUGCAUGGGCUACGUACAACCGGGCCGAGGCGAGCUCCACUGUUGUCUCUGCCAGGCAGUGUCUGUUCUACGGAGGCUGCAAUGCUUUGCACUAG